CCGCGGGCCGCACCGCCCGGGCCGGCGCCGCGCGUGGGGGAAGCUGGCGGGCUGAGGCGCCCCGCUCUCCUCCUCUUCCCCGGGCCGCCCUUCUGCCCCGGGCCUGCGAGGCCGCGCGUUGCCGCCCAAGAGAUGAUGCAGGACGUGUCCAGCUCGCCAGUCUCGCCGGCCGACGACAGCCUCAGCAACAGCGAGGAGGAGCCGGACCGGCAGCAGCCGCCGAGCGGAAAGCGCGGGGGGCGCAAGCGGCGCAGCAGCCGGCGCAGCGCGGGGGGCGGCGCGGGGCCCGGCGGGGCCGCGGGCGGGGGCGUCGGAGGCGGCGAGGAGCCUGGCAGCCCAGCCCAAGGCAAGCGCGGCAAGAAGUCUGCGGGCUGCGGUGGCGGCGGCGGCGGCGCGGGCGGCGGCGGCGGCGGCGGCAGCAGCAGCGGCGGCGGGAGCCCGCAGUCCUACGAGGAGCUGCAGACGCAGCGGGUCAUGGCCAACGUGCGGGAGCGCCAGCGCACGCAGUCGCUGAACGAGGCGUUCGCCGCGCUGCGGAAGAUCAUCCCCACGCUGCCCUCGGACAAGCUGAGCAAGAUCCAGACCCUCAAGUUGGCGGCCAGGUACAUCGACUUCCUCUACCAGGUCCUACAGAGCGACGAGCUGGACUCCAAGAUGGCAAGCUGCAGCUAUGUGGCCCACGAGCGGCUCAGCUACGCCUUCUCGGUCUGGAGGAUGGAGGGGGCCUGGUCCAUGUCCGCGUCCCACUAGCAGGCGGAGCUCCCCACCCCCUCGGCAGGGCCGGAG
Messenger RNA from Hippopotamus amphibius kiboko, 786 nucleotides. It is a transcript of the gene TWIST1, whose product is annotated as twist family bHLH transcription factor 1. Gene Ontology annotation, molecular function: DNA-binding transcription factor activity, RNA polymerase II-specific; protein dimerization activity; RNA polymerase II transcription regulatory region sequence-specific DNA binding. NCBI's taxonomy places the organism in Eukaryota, Metazoa, Chordata, Mammalia, Artiodactyla, Hippopotamidae. Gene Ontology annotation, biological process: regulation of transcription by RNA polymerase II; developmental process. The record is from RefSeq and is a predicted model, not a curated record. The transcript has a single exon. The coding region runs from base 133 to 750 and encodes 205 amino acids.